AUGGCGACGAACAAGAAGCUCGGUCGUAUGCUGACGCACCCUGCUGCGCUGCUCGGCGUCGACCUGAUCAUCCUCGACAAGGGCGGGUACACGCCUGCGAAGCAGACGCUGCUCGCGCCGCAGGGCAGCGAGCACAUUGACGGCGCGUUCACGUCCGAGGAGCACAUCCGCAAGCUCGCCAAGGAGUGCGACGUGCUCACGGUCGAGAUUGAGCAUGUCAACGCCGACGUGCUUGCCGCCGUCGAGGCCGAGGGGCUGUGCGAGGUUCAGCCUGCGCCGGCCACGAUCCGCCUCAUCCAGGACAAGUACCUGCAGCACAAGCACUUGCGCGACAACGGCAUCCCGACCGCUCCCUUCGCGCCCCUCGACAGCAGGGAGCAGAAGGACGUCGAGGCGCUCGCCAAGGAGCUCGGCCUCCCGCUCAUGCUCAAGGCGCGCACGCUCGCUUACGACGGCCGCGGAAACGCCCCCCUCAAGACGACCGACGCCAAAGAGGUCGCUGCCGCGCUCGAGUUCCUGGGUGACCGCCCGCUGUACGCCGAGGGCUGGGCGCCGUUCGUCAAGGAGGUCGCCGUCAUGGUCGUCCGCAACAAGCACGGCGAGGUCAAGUCCUACGACGCCGUCGAGACUGUUCACCGCGACAGCAUCCUGCGCGUGUGCACUGCUCCCCUCCGCGCCGACGGCCCCGAGUUCGACGGCAUCAACGCCAAGGCUCGUGCGCUCGCCGAACGCGCCGUCGCCACCCUCGACGGAGCGGGCAUCUUUGGUGUCGAAAUGUUCCUCCUUGCCGAUGGCUCGCUCCUUCUCAACGAGAUUGCCCCCCGUCCGCACAACUCGGGCCACCACACGAUCGAGGCAUGCACUGUGUCGCAGUUCGAGAACCACCUGCGUGCGAUCCUCGACCUGCCGCUGGGCGACACGUCGCUCCGCGUCCCCUCUGCGGCGAUGAUCAACAUUCUCGGCGUCAGCGACGACAUGGCCCCCGUGCGCAAGAUGGUGCAGGACGCGCUCGCCGUGGACGGCGCCAGCGCGCACCUGUACGGCAAGGCUGACUCGCGCAAGGCGCGCAAGAUGGGCCACAUCACCGUGACGGCUCCGUCUGACGCUGAGCUGCGCGCGCGCAUGCGCACCCUGCUCUCGCAGCAGCCCGACCUCGACGAGGCGUUUGUCGACUCGAUCGCCCCCGCGCCCAAGCAGGGCCUCAGCAACGCCCACCCCCUCGUCGGCAUCAUCAUGGGCUCCGACUCCGACCUCCCCGUCAUGCUGCCCGCGACCAAGAUCCUCGACCAGUUCAACAUCCCCUACGAGCUCACCAUCACCAGUGCCCACCGCACCCCAGACCGCAUGGUCAAGUACGCCCGCAGCGCGGCUUCGCGCGGCCUCCGCGCCGUCAUUGCCGGCGCCGGCGGAGCGGCCCAUCUCCCCGGCAUGGUUGCGUCCGAGACCUCGGUCCCCGUCAUCGGCGUGCCGGUCAAGGCGUCCGUGCUCGACGGCGUCGACUCGCUCUACUCCAUCGUCCAGAUGCCCCGUGGCAUUCCCUGCGCCACCGUCGGUAUCAACAACAGCACGAACGCCGCCCUCCUCGCCGUCCGUAUCCUCGGCACGAGCGUGCCCGAGUACCAGCGCGCGAUGGAGAAGUACCAGCACGACCUUGAGGAGGAGGUCCUCGCCAAGGCGGACACGCUGGGCCAGAUCGGCUGGGACCGCUACGUCGCCGAGAAGCUGAAGAAGUAA
This is a messenger RNA of Trichosporon asahii var. asahii CBS 2479, 1734 nucleotides long. RefSeq names its product Phosphoribosylaminoimidazole carboxylase. The transcript is spliced from 3 exons. Gene Ontology annotation, molecular function: ATP binding; metal ion binding; phosphoribosylaminoimidazole carboxylase activity. NCBI's taxonomy places the organism in Eukaryota, Fungi, Basidiomycota, Tremellomycetes, Trichosporonales, Trichosporonaceae. Bases 1 to 1734 code for a protein of 577 amino acids. Gene Ontology annotation, biological process: 'de novo' IMP biosynthetic process. The record is from RefSeq and is a predicted model, not a curated record.